GAGAGCUGCCUAGAGCUGAACUCCUGCUAGUCGCCUCUGUCUGUGUACCAGCCCCCUAUUACUCUGCAGGCUUGUGAAGGAAGGAGGAAGUUAACCUCGGACUGCGCAGUUUUCCACUGCUGGCUGUCUUCUGUCCUGCCAGACUGUCCAUCAAUCACUGUGGAAAGAGCACCAACAACAGAAGACAAGGAAAGGAGAAGGAAUUUACCUGACUUUGGUAGAGAUUCACCACAAGAGAACUACAGGAGCCUGACAGAGUCUGAAGACCACUACUUCCCACAAUUAUAGACGCUGGCCCUAAGAUUCUUCUUCAGUCAGGUGGAAAAAGGCCCUCCCUUGUCCUGUCACAAGACUGGCACAGACUUGAACAUGGGCCGGGCUCGGGAAGUGGGUUGGAUGGCAGCAGGACUGAUGAUCGGAGCUGGUGCCUGCUACUGUGUUUACAAGCUAACCAUAGGAAGAGAUGACAGUGACAAGUGGGAGGAGGAGGAAGAAGAAUGGGAAAAUGACCAAGAGCUGGAUAAGGAGGAGCCCGAGAUGUGGUUUGAUUUCACAACUAUGGCUAGGCCCUGGAAUGUGGAUGGGGAUUGGACUGCACCUGGGGCCCCUGGUGGAACCGAGGACAGACCUUCAGGUGGGGGCAAGGCAAACCGAACACACCCAAUAAGACAGCGUCCAUCCCCAUAUGAACAUAAAAAUACUUGGAGUGCUAAAAGCUUUAAAAUUUUCAGUUGUGCUCUUGAUCUCUCCAAGUGUCUUUUCAUUCAGGGAAAGAUGUUUUUUGCUCAGCCCAAGGAUGCUGGUUUUUCAUUUAGCUACAAUAUCAAUAGUCAUUUGGUCAGCAUCUCCAUUGUUGGAAACACAAUUCCCACUCCCAACUCCACUGUUAAAGAGGCUUUAUGUGUCCUGGAUAAUGUAGAUGUCAGUGUGGAAAAUCAGUGUCAGAUUAAGAUGUUCAUCAAUGAAUUGUGUCAGGAAACUGCACCACAUUGCUGCAACUCAUUUCUGCAGCAGGCUGGAUUAAAUUUGUUAAUAAGCAUGACAAUUAUUAAUAAUGUGCUUGCCAAAUCCAUUUCAGACCUGAGGUUUCCCUUGGUAUCAGAGGUAAGUGGAUGCACUGAGGUUCAGGUUUUGAAACCUUUGAUGGGUUUGUGUGAAAGGCCAGUCUUGGCAGAAAAAUUGCUGGGUCCCCAAAUGCUACUCUCAUUCAUGCCCCGCUUUAUCAGGAAUGGAAAGAGACAGGUUCUCCUGGACACCCUGUUCUCUUAAAUGGCCACCUUGAACAGAAUGGGAUUGAAUUUACCCAAAACACAUUUCAUGAACACACUCUUGUGUUCUCAUUCAAAGACUCUGCAGUGGGUGCUAUAGAAGAUCCAGCCUUAGCCAAUUACCAUAUCAUGGUGUGAAAGUUAGGCUUGCUAAACAAGGACCACACUUUUAUUGGCCAGGCAGGAGUUCCCACAGAGCUUUGGGUAACUUCUUGAUUUUGCAGUCUGCAGACAAUGUACAUUGGAAAUUACUUCCUCACUUCUUCCUGCGGUAAAGGGCUCCUUUUGGUUGACAGCUGUGGAUAAAGCAUCAUGAAGGAUGCUUGCAUGUGGUGGUCUCCCUGUCUAAACUGGACUGUUUUGUGCUGAAGAUGCAAAGGUUGAAUUCUUUUUCAUUGACUCUUUCUUCUAUGCCAGCUAAUGGAUGGUGACCCUAUUCACCAGAAAACAACACACUCUUUCUAUGUGCUGUACUAACUUAACCUCAUCUUCCCAAGUCUACAUUUAUGUUUUAUCAAUAAACUUGUGUGCUUUGACUGGCAAAAAA
Pteronotus mesoamericanus is the source of this 1815-nucleotide messenger RNA. It is a transcript of the gene ARMCX6, whose product is annotated as armadillo repeat containing X-linked 6. Lineage: Eukaryota; Metazoa; Chordata; Mammalia; Chiroptera; Mormoopidae. The coding region runs from base 370 to 1269 and encodes 299 amino acids. The record is from RefSeq and is a predicted model, not a curated record. Gene Ontology annotation, cellular component: mitochondrion. The transcript has 3 exons.